Girardinichthys multiradiatus is the source of this 2059-nucleotide messenger RNA. It is a transcript of the gene nudcd1, whose product is annotated as NudC domain containing 1. NCBI's taxonomy places the organism in Eukaryota, Metazoa, Chordata, Actinopteri, Cyprinodontiformes, Goodeidae. The record is from RefSeq and is a predicted model, not a curated record. The coding region runs from base 101 to 1852 and encodes 583 amino acids. The transcript is spliced from 10 exons.
CCCUGAAGUGGCUCCGUGUGGAAUCUUUUAUCGCCAACAUUGUUCAUCAGCAGUUUGGGCUGUGUCCGGUCUGGAAACAAGUUAUUAGCAUUUAACACUCAUGGCUGAGGCUAACUACACCUUGAAGGUCAACAAAGACCUGCUGGACCCGAACUUUGAGAGUUACAGGCUGUCUCUGGACCCCAUCCCGACCUACACCGUGGACCUGGACGCAGCUGUGGAGGAGGUGAAGCUGAAGGACUCUCAGUACACCCUGGAACACAUGCGAGCAUUUGGCAUGUACAACUACUUGCACCUCGACCCGUGGUAUGAAGACAGCGUUUUGUUUGUAGACUGCCGAGGGCGGGUUCUGAGCCUCACUGUGACCCUGGACACGGCCCUGGGCAAGCCGAAGGAGGUCUUCAGCAUCGGGUCAGAGUCCAGCCAGGGUGAGGACCGGCUCUGCGCCUCCCUCAGCCUUACCUCGGCGACCUGGGUGGUUCUGUCUGACGGCGGCGGCCGGUUACACCUCCUCCGCACCGGCAAGAGGGGUGACAGCUCUCACAUGAAGUGGGAAGUUCUGUUCAGCGAACGCAUGGGGGAGCCGUUCACCAUCCUGCACAGCGUCUCACACAUCCAGGCCGGCGUGCACGCCGUGGAGGUGCUGCUGCUGCGCGUCCAGACGGACCCACAGGAAACCAAAGGAAGCGGAUACUCUGUGUUUCUGGAGUGGAUCACAGUGGGCAGCGCCGCAGGACACGGUCAGGAGAGGAAGUACGAGGUGAGGAAGAGGAGGGUCCUCAGAGGGAAGUCGGUGCCUCAUUACGCAGCUGUGGAGCCACAGGGGAAGGGACUGAUGGUGGCCUCAGAGAAACCGUUUGUCUUCACACAUGUGGAUGGUCGUCCUGUGGAGCAGCCGGAGCCCAUGGUGGUGGAGAAGACAGAUCCCCUCUACUUUUGGCAGCAGACGGUAGAAGACCUCACCAUCUGCGUUCGCCUCCCUGAGGGCGCCGCCAAGGAGGACGUGAGCUUCAGGCUGACGGUGGACCACAUGAGCGUCGGAGUUCAGGGCUUCGCCCCGCUGCUGGAAGGUCAACUGUAUGCGUCUGUGGACCCCGAGGCCAGCGCCUGGACCAUCAAGAACAACAAAAGUUUGGAGGUAACUCUGCAGAAGCUCAGUGAGGGACCCAUGUGGCCGGAGCUGGUGUUGGGAAACAGGAGAGGGCAGUUUGUGAUGAGCGACGAGCAGACGGCCCUCAUCCAUGAGAGACUGACCCACCUCACCUCUGAAGACCUGAAUGGAAACCCUGACAGGGACAAGCCCCCCUGCAACUCUCAGGAACUGGAGGACUGUGAUGGGUUUCCAGAAGACAGCUUCAGUCUUACACACUUUGAUGAAGAAUCACUCAGACCGACUCAAGUGGUGAACCUCGGCAGCCAUCAGUACCUGUUCACCAUUGACGUGGACCCAUCUAAGAUGCCGUGUCUGUGUCUUCGACACGAUGUGGACGCUCUGGUCUGGCAGCCUCGCCCCGACCGACCCGGUGACAUGUGGGAGCACAUUGCCACGUUUAACGCGUUGGGUUACGUCCAGGCGUCCAAGAGGGAUAAGAAGUUUGCCACCUGCGCUCCAGAUUUCUCCUACGCUACGCUGUGCGAGUGUCUCCGCCGCGCCUUCAUCUACUGCCAGCCGUCGCCCGUGGAGACCAUCCUCUUCAACAGGAAGCAGGGCCGUCAGGUGGGACAGGUUGCCAAGCAACAAGUUGCCAGCCUGGACUGCGACAAACCAAUCCUGGGCUUCAGAGCGUCCAACGAGAGACUGUUCAUCCUGACCUCCUCUACUCUGUUUGUUCUGAAGGUCAAGCAAAAUUAGACUCAGGUUUUCACCUCCCUAACCCCUGAAAUCAUUCCCACCUGAAGGUGUCUCCUCUGAAGAAACUUUCUGGCCUCCAUGUGUCAGUUAGGAGUCUCUCCUCAUGUAUUGAUGUGACUGUGCGUGCAGGAAGGUGAUUAAAUACCAUGAAUUUGUGUGAAAUCUAUUUUAUGUAAAGUCUCUGCAGAAAUAAAAGAAUCAAUGUGG